UACGUGAUAAUAUUAUUGUUUUUAUUUAUAUUUAUUGAACAAACAACAAAAUGGAAUAAACAACUUAAAUUACAGUGCAAAAAUAUUACAAAGAUUAUGGAACAAUUUAAUUGAUCUUUUUUGAUACAAAUAUUUAUAUACACGUAAGUAUCUUAGAUAUAUAGCCGAAGUCAAUCCGCUGGCGGUGGUUCGUCCUGUUUAUCAAUAUUCAUGCGCCGGUUAAUACAUGUCACACCAGCAUUUGCUUUUAUAUUUUAUGGACUAGAAGAAAGGCGCUAAAAAAUAAUUAAAAUCAUGUUUAUUAAUUACGUGUUAUUAUAUACUGUUAUUUUAAGUGUAAAAGCAUCAAUGUUUGCAUCGCCUCCGCAAACUGCUUUGAUAAUUGGAUUUGAAGAUGUGUAUGAUCUUUCACUAUUAUCAAACACUUUGUCAGACCAGGGCAUGGAUGCGACUCUGAUAAUUCCUUCGUUGAAUUCACGAGAUAUCUAUGAAAAUCUAGUGCAAGUGGAAGUUAUUAAAAUAAAUUUCACUCUAGGAACUGAUGCAAAAAAAGUAGAUAAAUCUCUGAAAGCUUGUGAGACUGUUUUAAGUGAUAAAAAACUUCUUGAUAAAAUACGUAAGAUUCAGCCAACUUUUACAAUUUUUCCGGCUCUGAGACAUGAUGCUUGUAUUAUCCCAUUGGUUAAAUCUAUAGAAUCUAUACCAGUAAUUUGGGCACGAGGACAAGAAGAGGAAUAUUAUGCUGUUGAAAAAUCACGAAUGGCCAUUCCAUUUCAAACUGGAACAUUUUACGAGAGAUUUUUGACUAAUUUGAAUCUAAAAUCUAUGGUUACUUAUGUUGACAAUCAUUAUGUCAAUCAAGCAUUUAAAUUAGUUAAACAGUACAUCAAUAAUGUUGAAGAUACUAAUUUAUAUGAUCUUUAUUCUGAUGUUAAAGUAUUUCUUUGGGGUGGCGAUCCUGUUUUACGCUUAGAUUUUUCUCCGUUGACACAUCAACUGGUUGAGGUCGGAUGUCACCACUGCAGAGGCGUACAACCAUUACCGAAUGUUCUCCAAAAAGAAUUAAUAGAGUUUAAACAAGGAACUGUAGUCGCGACUCUAGACUCCGAAUAUAUAAACAUGAUAGAGCACUUAAGUCAACAAAUUCCCCAAGGUCAAGCAAUCUUAUGGAAGAACAAAAUCGUUAAAAAAACUAAUGGAAAAAAUAUAUUUAUUCAUGGUGAUGUUGAUCGUCAAGAUAUCAUAGGAUAUUCAAGAACACGAUUAUUACUGAGUCAUUGUGCAGAUACUGAAUUUUUAGAGGCGGCAUUUCAUGGUACGCCUUUAAUAUGUUUCCCAAGAAAUUCUGAAGAAAAAGAAAAUAAUUUGCGUGCUGUUAAAUUAGGAAUAAGUAUUACAUUAAAUAAUGACUAUACAAUAGAUAAUGUUAAUAAAAUAUUGAACGAAAUUCAUGAAAAUAUAAAAUAUCGGGAAACAGCAAGAAAAAUAUCACUGGCAAUAAGAGAUAGAUUAGCACCAGCGUCUGACAGAUUAAUUUUUUCGCUGAGUUAUGCCGCCAGACAUAAAGAAAUUGAUAUUAAUUAUUGGCCAAUUGGAAGAGACAUUAAUGUAAAUACAUUUUUAGAGGAUAUUAAUUUUUUAUAUGGAUUAAUUAUUGGUAUUAUAGUAGGUGCUUUAUUUGUCGCAACUACCGCACUGACUUGGUAUUAUCAAAGUAAAAACAGUAAAAAAUCUAAAGUUAUAAAAGUAAAAAAACAUAGUCGAUAAUUUUGAUAUGUGGUUAUAAAUAUAAAAGUAUGUGAAAACAUUUAAAUGAAUUAUACAGUGAUAAAUUCAUAAAUACAUGGACAAUUUUUAUAUGUAUUUAUAAAUAUACUUAAUAAUACAGGAAACACAUAUACAUACGAAUAUUUCAUGCUAAAAAUACCGUAGCCUAGAGCUUUGCUUUUACUAAGAAAUAUUUGACACAUUCAAAUAAGCUAAUGUGUUGUUAUUAUUAUAUAUUUAUAUUUAUAUGUAUAAAUAAAUUACAAUUUGUCAA
Cotesia glomerata is the source of this 2041-nucleotide messenger RNA. RefSeq names its product UDP-glucuronosyltransferase 2C1-like. The record is from RefSeq and is a predicted model, not a curated record. Bases 295 to 1767 code for a protein of 490 amino acids. The transcript has 5 exons. Gene Ontology annotation, molecular function: UDP-glycosyltransferase activity. NCBI's taxonomy places the organism in Eukaryota, Metazoa, Arthropoda, Insecta, Hymenoptera, Braconidae.